AUGGAAAGAGAGGAAAAGUUGGAGUUGACAGCUUCCCGAGCCCCAGACUGUCUCUGGGCUUACCUGGCAUAUGGAAAAGGGACAAAGGAGGAGGGUGUGGAGAUCAGUGCCUGCUCUGAUGGAAGGCAGGUGGCCAAGGCUGAGGCCGUGCUUCGUGUUAGUGGUGGGCAAAAUGAACACUUGGGCCAGCUGGUUCUCAGGGCCGCCAACCAGAGUCUGAGCCUGGCUGCACAUGGCUGCAUCACCCCCAUUGGGAAUAUGGAGUCCAAACUGGCCGAGGUUGGCUCUCACCUACAAGCCAGACUCGUGGAGAAGUUCCAGCUGUUUGACACCUACCUCCAGAAGUUCCGGGACGUGGUGCAUCAGAUUGACUUCCUGGACGGUGCAGCUGGCUGGGUCCUGCAGAUGUCCCAGGCUGCUGUGAGAGCACUCCAGGCAGGGGGUAGAGCAGCAGCUGGACUAUGGAGGCAAAGCUCAGCCAGGCAGGUGCUGAGACAUCACCUCCCCCUGCACCUGGAGAGACUCCAGACCGUUAUGGAACAGACACAGAGUGAGCUGCAAAAGCCAUUAGCCACGCUGAAGGAUGCCUACUACGAGGUCACACUCAAACCCCUGGAUGAGGUGUGGCAGGAGAGGACUGAGGAGGCUAUGAAGAGGAUGCAGGCCUAUGUGCCCUCAGGGAUGAAGGACACUUGGCUCAUGAGGCCAAUCCUGCUGUCUCUACAAGCUGUGAAGGGUGCCCUAGAUCUGGGACGGACAGUGGGUUGUGGCUCAGGCUGCCCACCAGAUACUGAAGUGGGCAGAAGCCAAGUUCUCCAGAGCAAUACGAAGAAUACGGAAACCUUUGUCCAGUAUUUACAGCUUCUCUGCGAGGAACUGCUCUGUGGUGGUAAGGCUUCCAGUGCUGCCAGGAGGGAUCAGCCAAUGGACUUGGCCAAGGUAACCAACUAUCUCAUCGAAGAGAAGUUGCUACAGCCCCUCCGUGAGCUGUAUGGCAUCAACCUCCUGGCGGAGUACUACCGGAUCAAACAUCGGCUGCUGGAGAACCCCUUUGAACACCAUGCAGUGAUGAUUGGGGACAGACACGUGGUGACAUUCGAUGGACAGGCCUAUGACCUUACCUCCAAAUGCAGCCUGUUGCUCGCCAAAGACUUUGCUCACAACUCCUUCAUGUUUUUACUGAACCAGUCAAACACAGGACCUAGAUCCCUGUAUGUGGAGCUGAAUCACACAGCCUUCAUCAUCUAUCCAGGGCUUAAGGUCUACAAGAUAUAUGAUUCUUCCUUGAUGGAAGAGAAUUGUCCGAGCUUGGAUCUGCUACCUGCCAAGGUCAGGGCCAAUGGGAGAAAAGAAGUUCAUAAAAUAGAAUUAUCCAGUGAGAAUGGUGCUAUGGUCUCCUGCGACAUUCAGUCUGAUCUCUGUAGUAUGACACUGGAUGGCUGGAAUCAUGGUAUGUCAGCAGGCAUCUUGGGCACCAAUGACAACGAGGCAGGCAAUGACCUGUUGCUCCCAAAUGGCUCUGUGGCAGGAAACCUGGAUGACUUCAUUGAGGCAUGGCAGGUGGAUGAUGAGUGCCGGACCAAGAGAGGGAAAGCAGAGGUCUGUCUUGGGGCUGCUUCCUCCAGACUCUGCAAAGCAUUCUUUCAGGAUGCCCAUUCUGAGCUCCGUCAUUGCUUCCAAGUGGUAGAUCCUGCCCCGUUCUACAGUAUGUGCAUCCGGGACACCUGUGAGAUAAGUGAAUUACAGGCCGCCUGCGGCAUGGUCUCUGCCUACAUCCACCUGUGCAGCCGAGGCUUCGUUCCCCUGGCAACUCCUCCUCCGUGUGUUUGAGAUUCUGCUCAGGGCAGCCAUAGGCUGACAAAGGAUGGCAAACUCUUUCACCUUCUGACAUCACCCAGCUCCAACAUCCAACAAGCAGUGGUAAUCUUGUAGAGAAUCGUCCCUAGCAAGGGAAGAAAACACAGGCACCCGAGAGAAUGAAGAAAACAAUGAGGAUGCCUAUGGCCUGCUGAAGGGCAGCCAUUUACCGCUCUUUUAAGUAACAUGCAUGACCAAGGACAUGACAGCCUCUCCCAACAGGUUUCAGAGAACCUCUUCCUCCUCCACUGUAAGAGCCUAAGACACUGGGAUUGUAUUGUGCUCUACUCUAGCCCCAAAAGCUUUCCUCUGGCACUUCAGAGGGUGAAAAGAGAAGAGCAAUCUGCUUUGGCUGGAAAGGUGACUUUCUCAUUGCAUAUUUACCAAGCAUCUACUAUAUGAAAUACAGUGGUUCUGGAUCAAUUGUGUCAGCAGUAAGGAGGGGUGGGCUGUCUUAGUUAUUAAUCUCAUCAACUCAGGUUUCUUCCAGCUGUAUUUUGCCAUCAAAUUCCUUUUUGUGACUGGCUUAAAAAAAACAAGAGACCUGACUUACUGCACAUGGCUUCCUUGACCUCAACUGUUACAACUUCCCACCAAGGUUGGAGAAGGUCUGGGGUGCCAUAGCAUUUUCAAAAAGUGGGGAAGAUCUCUUCAGAUUUUCUUGUUAUCAAGUGCUUUUUUAAAAAAUACUGUAAAUAAACUAGAUUCAAAUUUUGAGGUUUGGUGGGAACAACCUCCUGAAUUAAUGUUCCUGGGGAGCUCCCAAGUGAAUAGUAGCAUUCCAUGAGCACUCAGUCACAGGUUUUCAUAACUUAUUCUGGCCAUGACAUGGAAUAACAGGGUACUGAUUAAUGCUGUAAUCAAACUUUUGAACUUGAUUUAAUGUAAUGUCCUUAAUUUUCCUUCUUAUUAAU
Phascolarctos cinereus (koala) is the source of this 2771-nucleotide messenger RNA. NCBI's taxonomy places the organism in Eukaryota, Metazoa, Chordata, Mammalia, Diprotodontia, Phascolarctidae. The record is from RefSeq and is a predicted model, not a curated record.